GGCGUAUGAAACAUAUUCCCAGUAAUGGCGAAAGCUUCCAAGUCGCAAGAAGAAAUUGCGAAUGAAGCCAUCAAUCAUGCUUUGAAGGCUCUGCGAAAGCGCCAUUUGCUCGAAGAAGCUGCUCAUGCUCCCGCUUUUGACGCUCUUUCUAGACCUAUCGCUUCCCAGGGCUCUGAGUGGAAAGAGAAAGCAGAGAAUCUGCAAGUGGAACUUCAGCAAUGCUACAAAGCUCAAUCUAGAUUGUCUGAGCAACUUGUUGUGGAAGUAGCUGAGGCUAGAGCUUCUAAAGCUUUGGUUCAAGAGAAGGAAAGUGCAAUCGCUGAUAUGCUAAAGGAGUUGACUGAAGUGAGGGAUGAGUGCUCUCAGUUAAAGAUGGACUUGGAACAAAAGAUUAAAUCUUUAGAACUGGUUGUGAGUGAGAAUUCAGAAAUUAAAGCACAACUGGAGCAGAUGACUGCUAAAGCCAUGAAAGCUGAAGCUGAAAAUAAGAUGUUGAUUGACCGCUGGAUGUUAGAAAAGAUGAAGGAUGCUGAUCGCCUAAAUGAGGCAAAUGCACUGUAUGAGGAUAUGGUUGCACGGCUAAAGGCUAGUGGUUUGGAACAACUUGCAAGGCAACAGGUGGAUGGUAUAGUUCGCAGAAGUGAAGAAGGUGCUGAAUUCUUUUUAGAAUCAAACAUCCCUUCCACAUGCAAAUACAGGUUAAAUGCACAUGAAGGUGGUUGUGCUUCCAUGUUGUUUGAGUACAAUUCUAGUAAACUGAUUACUGGGGGACAGGAUCGGUCAGUUAAAGUGUGGGACACAAAUACAGGAUCUUUAAGUUCCACUCUUUCUGGCUGCCUUGGCUCAGUAUUGGAUCUCACAAUCAGCCAUGAUAAUCGAUCUGUCAUUGCUGCAAGCAGCUCAAACAAUUUGUAUGUGUGGGAUCUCAACUCAAGCCGGAUCCGUCAUACCCUUACUGGCCACACAGAUAAAGUUUGUGCUGUUGAUGUCAGCAAGAUUUCAAGUCGUCAUGUUGUCAGUGCAGCUUAUGAUCGUACCAUAAAAGUUUGGGACUUGGUGAAAGGUUACUGCACAAACACAAUAAUUUUUCACAGCAACUGCAAUGCUCUUUCGUUCAGCAUGGAUGGACAGACCAUAUUUUCUGGACAUGUUGAUGGUAAUCUUCGGUUAUGGGACAUUCAGACUGGGAAGCUACUUAGCGAGGUUGCAGCACAUUCACUUGCUGUCACAUCAGUAUCCCUUUCUCGAAAUGGAAAUGUUGUAUUGACCAGUGGAAGGGACAAUUUGCACAAUUUGUUUGAUGUGCGAUCUCUGGAAGUUUGUGGCACAUUAAAAGCCACAGGAAACAGAGUGGCUUCUAAUUGGAGUCGCUCCUGUAUUAGUCCAGACGACAAUCACGUUGCUGCUGGCUCUGCUGAUGGAUCUAUCUAUAUUUGGUCAAUAUCUAAAGGUGAUAUAGUCAGUACAUUGAAGGAACACACUUCUUCUGUUCUGUGUUGUAGGUGGAGUGGGACUGGAAAACCCCUAGCUUCAGCUGACAAGAAUGGGAUUGUUUGCAUCUGGACAUAAUGGGCUUUUUAUAUGCAAGGGGAUGUGGUAAUACUCAAUUGUACAGUUUUCAGAAUGGCUGGCUGAAUUUUUUGUUAAAACAUUUUUAUGUUCAUACAGGGUAUACCAUUCAAAUCAGGGAAAGAUGUAUAUAUUAAUUUUUAACAGAUUUUCAUUUGAAUUACUUCCUCUCUAUAUCUCAAGUGAAGAAUGAAUAACUCUUUGUGAUGAAGCUCUUCCGUUAGUGAUGUUGAUCUGGCAAAUUUUAUUGA
Messenger RNA from Gastrolobium bilobum, 1820 nucleotides. RefSeq names its product autophagy-related protein 16-like. Gene Ontology annotation, biological process: autophagosome assembly. The coding region runs from base 25 to 1569 and encodes 514 amino acids. Gene Ontology annotation, molecular function: protein binding. Lineage: Eukaryota; Viridiplantae; Streptophyta; Magnoliopsida; Fabales; Fabaceae. Gene Ontology annotation, cellular component: autophagosome membrane. The transcript has 5 exons. The record is from RefSeq and is a predicted model, not a curated record.